This is a messenger RNA of Penicillium pulvis, 210 nucleotides long. RefSeq lists its product as uncharacterized. Bases 1 to 210 code for a protein of 69 amino acids. The transcript has 2 exons. Lineage: Eukaryota; Fungi; Ascomycota; Eurotiomycetes; Eurotiales; Aspergillaceae. The record is from RefSeq and is a predicted model, not a curated record.
AUGGCAUUGGUGGUUGGCGAAGGCAACAGGCAACUCGAAGACAAUAUGUGGCAAGAUGAGGACGCCGCUGCCGCCGAUAUUGAGCUGGCGAAUCCUUGGCGCCACCCAAUAGCUGUGCCUGACAAGCAAUCCCCGGAUAAGAAGGCGAACGCUAAGGCAUGGGCUCGCAUGCUCGCAUGCAUCGGCAAGUUGAUUUACUACGGGGAUUAA